Molecule: messenger RNA, 5318 nt
Organism: Myiozetetes cayanensis
Lineage: Eukaryota; Metazoa; Chordata; Aves; Passeriformes; Tyrannidae
Gene: ATCAY
Product: ATCAY kinesin light chain interacting caytaxin
Exons: 13
Coding region: 473-1561 (362 amino acids)
Biological process (GO): apoptotic process
Cellular component (GO): cytoplasm
Source: RefSeq, a predicted model, not a curated record
CCAGACCCCCCUCCCUGUCCCCAGCGCCAUCCUCACACACACAAAAGCUGGGAAUUAGCUGCCUUAGGGCAGCCGAGGCUUAGCCAGCUGCGGGCGGAAAAUCGGAAUAAAAUACCUUGGAGGGGAGGGGAGGGCAGGGAGGGAGGCGGCGGAGGAAGCAGCAGCCAUGGAAGAACACAAAUAACUGCCCUCCAUCCAUCCAUCCAUCCAUCCAUCCAUCCAUCCAUCCAUCCCUCCCUCUUUUCCCAACCGAAUCGCAAAGCGACGGAUGCCGUGCGAAAAGCCGACCUGGAUGCAUCCCCACAUUCCAUCUGCAUCCGGCUCCAGGGGCUGGACCUGCUGAGCGGUCUCCCAUCGGGAGGAAUGCCGAGGCGGGAUCCGGGCGGGAUCGGCUUUUGUUCGUCGCUGAGCACCGGCAGCGCCUGAGCCCUUCCCUGAGGGAUCUGCUGCCUCCAGCCCUUCCCUGAGCACCAUGGGAACCACGGAGGCCACGCUGCGGAUGGAGAACGUGGAUGUGAAGGAAGAAUGGCAGGACGAGGAUUUCCCCAGACCUCUCCCAGAAGAGACAGGGAUGGAGUCACUGGGAAGCCCUACGGAAGACGAGAACACGUCCUCUCCCCCCAAUACUUUAAACUUUAACGGGGCCCAUCGGAAGAGGAAGACACUCGUUGCACCCGAAAUCAACAUUUCCCUGGAUCAGAGUGAAGGCUCCAUCCUCUCUGAUGACUUCCUGGACACUCCAGAUGACCUGGAUAUUAAUGUGGAUGAUAUCGAAACACCUGACGAGACAGAUUCCCUGGAAUUCCUGGGGAAUGGGAACGAACUGGAAUGGGAAGAUGACACCCCCGUAGCCACGGCCAAGAACAUGCCUGGGGACAGUGCAGACCUGUUUGGGGACGGGGGCACGGAGGAUGGCAGUGCCACCAACGGGCGGCUCUGGAGGACCGUCAUCAUCGGGGAGCAGGAGCACAGGAUCGACCUCCAGAUGAUCAAACCCUACAUGAGAGUGGUGACACAUGGAGGGUACUACGGAGAAGGUCUCAAUGCCAUCAUUGUCUUUGCUGCCUGUUACCUCCCCGACAGCAACCUGGCUGAUUACCACUACAUCAUGGAAAACCUCUUCCUAUACGUGAUCAGCAGCCUGGAGCUGCUGGUGGCCGAGGAUUACAUGAUCGUGUACCUGAACGGAGCGACGCCCCGGCGGAGGAUGCCAGGCCUGGGCUGGCUGAAGAAAUGCUACCAGAUGAUCGACAGAAGGCUCCGUAAAAACCUCAAAGCCCUGAUCAUUGUGCACCCGUCGUGGUUCAUCCGGACGGUGCUGGCGAUAUCCAGACCCUUCAUCAGUGUGAAGUUCAUCAAUAAGAUCCAGUACGUGCACACCCUGGAGGAGCUGGAGCAGCUCAUCCCCAUGGAGCACGUGCAGAUCCCAGACUGCGUCCUACAAUUCGAAGAAGAGAGGAUCAAGGCCAGAAAAGAAAGGGCAGAGGAGAAACAAGACAUGGCUGAGAGGGAAAGCAGGCCUGUGCCUCCAGGAGAGGACCAAGAAACCAGCAUGUCCUGAAUGGAAGCAGGAGGUGGAUGGAUGGAGUGGAAGGACACAGCCUGGCAGCCACCCACGGCAAUGACCUUUUGGGACAAGACCUUGUCACCAUCUUAUUCCAAGUCCUGUAAGAUCCCAGAGCCUGCCUCCUCUGUCUCCAAGAUGCAAAGCUCUUUAACCUUUUUGGAAACAUUUUACCUUAAAAAAGAAAAAAAAAAAAGAAGAAGAAGAAGAACAACAACCAACCAACCAAAAAAACCACCCCACAAAACAAAGCAGGCCAAGAAAAGCACUUUUCAGGACAGGUUCCAGGGUGUUUCUGGAAUGGUCUGUGGAGAGCUGUGACACAGUGCAAAUACACACCUUGUAGUAAGUUAAAGAGCAUCCUCCAAUCCAUUAGUCCCCCAGCCCAGAAAGAGAUUUAUUUUGUUGUUUAAAUUAUAAACCCACCUUAACUCGCUGCUGGCCAGCGUGGAGAUGUUUUGCUUUAAUCUGCACCCCCAGGUUCCUCCAUGAGCAUCCCAGGGAGAGCCCAGGGAAUAACUAAGACAGGCAAUGAGAAGAGCUUUGCCCUCCUUUUUAUAGCCAGUGUGUGUUCCUGCCUGGAAAUACCAAGUGCCCACCGGGCUCGGCACCAGCUCCAGCCUUGGCUGUCUCGGUGAAGUCGUUGCCAGCCCCUCAGUUCUGUAAAUGCCACACUGUUGUUAUUGUUGUUGUUGUUGGGUUUUUUUUUUCCCUGAUUUGUUCCAUUCAGGUGUGUAAGGCACUCUGGGAGCUCUGAAGGAGCUUCCCCUGGCGUGGCAGCCUCCACAGAACCUUCCUGUGAGCAGCCCCAAAAGCUCUGGGUUCAGGAGGGGCCUUACGGACAGGAACGUUCUCCUUGCCUUUGUUGUCACCACACUGGACAAUCACUCGCUGUCAGACACCUCCCACUGCGGAGAAAAGCUGCUAAAACAUUGGAAGUUUCCUCUCCUGAGGGCCCUCAUCCAUCAGCAUUCCUGCCUGGAAUAUCCCCCCUUCCCUGGACGAUGCAGGGCACGGGACUGGGCUGAGUGUCCGGAGCCGAGAGGUGAAGGCGUCGACAUCGACUCUGGGAAUUUGGAUCUGCGGCUCGUGAGGAUCCUCUGGAGCAAAGGAGGGGAAAAGCAAAUUAAGGAACAACCAUCCAGUCAAAAUCAUUUGGAAGUUACUUCAGCAGACCCAGGUUACGUCCCCAUCCCUGGAAGUGUCCAAAGCCAGCUUGGAGCAGCCUGGGAUAGUGGGAGGUGUCCCUGCCCAUGGCAGGGGGUGGCACUGGAUGAGCUUUAAGUCCCUUCCAACCCAACCCAAAAUCCCAUUCUGGGACUCUGGGAUCAGGUAAAACCCCUCCCAGACACCUGCAGAUGGAGAAUGACCUGCCUGUUGCACCACUUCAAGAAGAUUUCCAGGAGAAUUCUGGCCAAGCAAGAUUUCCCUCAAGGCAGGGACGGCUCCCCCUGGAUACACAAAGCUGCUCUUUUUUUUCCCUUUUAGUGAGUAAAACCACCCUGGGUGAGAUCUUUAUUUCCCUGGAUGCUACAAAGAAGCACCAAAUAUUCCCUUCUCAAGGUUAGUUCUCCUUUGAGACCUGUUCUCCUGCACUUCAGUCGUGGAUGUAUCUGCUGCCCAGACCUUUGCAUGAAAAGCAGAACACCCACAACAUCCACCCAGGCUGGGUGAAGAUGGAAAAAACCCUCCCCAUUCCAUCUCACUGGCAUGUUAAUAACGAGCACCAACCAAGCAUCGAGCUCCACAGCUUUCUAGAAAUAUCAUUAUAAAUUUAUUUAUUAUUAUUAUUAUUAUUUAUUAUUAUUGACAAAGGAUUUCAAGGCCCUGGAUCCUCAGCAAUGUGAUUUUUUGGGUUGUUUUCUCUCCUUCCAAAGACACUCUGCCUCCACUGUCAGGAAAAAUGAGAUUAGCAGGAUGUGAACAUGAAACUUCAUAUUUUUUUCCGAGUAGUUCCUUCAGGAAAAGGGAAUUUCAGCCGUGGAAAAGGCCAGAUCACCAAUUUCACCCCCAGAUCCCACCUCAGUCAGUUCUUUCAAUCCACAAAAGUCAAUUUAGAAGUUCUUUGAGCCAAUUUUUUUUCCCAAGAAGUGCACUUUCUGAGGGAGUGGCAUGCACUGUAUUUUCAUUUUUAACAGGAUUUUAUGAGUGUAUAAAGAUUUAUGUUCCUGGAUGGAUGGAUUGAUGGAUGGAUGGAUGGAUGGAUGGAUGGAUGGAUGGAUGGAUGAUGUUAAUGUGUCUCUUCGACUUAGAGAAGAACCUGCAGUCCAUAAAGGAUAAAUCAGAGCUAAAUGUAAAAACAAAUUUAAAAAAUAAUUCACUUCUUUCACACACUGAUUUUAGGUGUUGCUUGCCUAAAAAAAAAGCUACAAAUUCCCAGAUAGAAACCCACAAAGUUGUCAUUGUCCCUCUUCCCAAACACAAAGUGACAAAAAUCAGCUGGGUGUGGCUAAACCUGAAUUUUUGCUGCAUUUCCAUCACAGCUUUGUGUGUGUGUAUAUAUAUAUAUAUUUAAAAACAUAAAAUUGAUAAUUAAAUCAACUUUAUCAACACUGCUGGACCCACCAGCCUUGUUCCUGCCUCAUAAAACCACCUCUGGAGGAUCAACAUUUGGACUUCAUAUCGUGUGAAAAACACUUUCUGCUCUCGGAUUCCGCCUUCCUGAGGAGUUUUUUUUCCAUGGAAAGUCACAUUUCAGCUGCUGGAGGAGUUGUUUUACCCUCACCAAAAGCUGGGCUGUCCUCCUCGUGGUGUCAUUGAAGGGUUGGAUUUCAUCUCCCACAACCUGAACGUCAAAUCAAAUCGAAUCAAAUCAAAUCAUAUCAAAUCAAAUCAAAUCAAAUCAAAUCAAAUCUCUUCCUGUGCAGUUGAUUCCAGGCCGGGAAUGCCCUUCCCAUCUCCUCGAGGUUGCCACAGGAUUUGUCCCCAAGGCCCCCUCUCAGAUCCAGACAGCUCGAACAACUCUUGGGGUUUUUUUUGGUGGUUUCUUUUUAUUGGUUUUGUUUUUUUUUUUAUGGAGAAUCCUCCAGGAUUUUGGGCCUGUCCACCAAGUUUCAUCCCAGAUCACGAGGAAGGCCCAGGAAUAUUCCUGUAUAUUCCAGCUGGACCUGCUCCAAGUUUUCCUGCACAAUACCUCGGAAAUGUGAGUGGGUAUUUCGAGGCUUCCCUCGUGGCAGUUUUUUUUCCACCUAAAUUUUCUUUUUUAAGACAAUUUGCAAACUCCUGGAAUGAGAGACCCCCUGGUGGGAAAGGUUUGAAUGGCAACAAAUCUUCUUUUUUUUUUUUUUUUGGAAGCUCUAGGGAUUAAAAAAACCACAGGAGUGAGGGAGGGAAAGGCUGGUGACAACAAGCUGCCAGGAGGGUGAAAAGAGGACAGAAAAAUGGCUCUAAACACAAAAGCACAUGUUUUCUCUUUUGUAUUUCCUUAUUUCCUGGCAGGCAGAAAUACAGCAUGUUCCUGGUAAAGUGAAUUUUCCAACUCACCGUGACAAGAAACCACAAUUUCAGGGUUUUUUUUUUUGUUACACUUUAGUUUGUUUUUUUUUUCCUUUCAACCCAAACCAACCUGUAAAAAACAAACAAACAAACGACAAAAAACCGUGUGAAAUGUCAUUUUUCUACAGUGUUUGUAAUUAGGUGGUUGGUGGUAGCAGACCUAGAUCUCUGUUCAAUAUGUAUUCAGGUUUUUGCUUUGUAUUAUUCCAUAAAAAUCUGUGGAUAUUCAAUUAAAAUGAGACUAAUCCUUCAGCAAAAA